UUCAAUUCCUUUUGCUUUUCAUUGUUUCGGGUUGCACUCCAACUUCUCGGCCUCGCUUUCAAAAUAACCGACCAAAACUUUCAUUCACUUGCCAUUCAUUUAUCUAGGCUCUUUUUUAGUCCUCAACGCUCUUUUACCUUUCCCUUCCCGAUUAACUCACUCCGUCGGUCAUCAUGUCGACGCUCCCCAUCACCUCCAUUCUGCAUUCGCUGCAGCACCAACGAAAGUCACUCAAUCAUAGAGCGACUUCUCUGGCUCUCAUCAGCCUUAUCGUUGUGUCAUUUUACAUCUUUUUUGUAGCAAGGCCUUCAUUAGACCUUGCUCCAAUAGCACUUCGGACCGACGCUCUCGGUCACGCGGGUACACAUGGAUCACAUCAACAAGACAGAGAUGAUCCUCCACCGUCGUCUAGACUAUUCCGUCUACCUUCGAAUAGCCAAAGAAAGACAGUCGUCAGCAAUCUCAACCGUCCCCAAAUAGAAUUGGACGAGUCGCAAGAGCUGGCAGCAGUAGCUGCUUUCAUAGCAGCACUACCACAGAACAUGAUUCCACGCUCGAUAGACCCAGCCAAACCUAUUGACCCCCAACUUGUACUUGACUUCGACACUCGUAGUCCACGCGCCGCAGACGAAUUAAACCAGAUUGUGCAAGACGUGUGGUCUCGAUAUCCUGUUAUGUUGUUCACCAAGGCCCACAAUGCACAUUCUAGGGAAAUAAGACGCAUCAUUGCAGUUAUGGACUUACAACCGCCUCCUAUGACUUUUGAAGUUGAUCAACGAGAGGACUCAGAAGUUUUGAUCCCUUUGUUACAUCGUCUCACAUCUUCGACCGAUCUUCCCCUCAUGCUUAUUGGGGGCAAGUCCGUUGGCUCCAUAGCUGCCAUCCGCGAGCUUAACGAGUCCGGCGAACUUCAUCGGUUGAUUACCAAUGCUGGUGCGGUCCUUGACGGCAGAAAGAAGAAGAAAGUGCACUGAGGGACAAUACUUUCCGAUCGGGCUUUUCCCAUCACUUCCGAAAACGACUUAACGACCGGCAUGACCAUCUCAGCGAUCGUAUGAUCCAAAACUUUCAUGCAAAUGUACAUACCACAUCGGAUAAUCCC
Suillus discolor is the source of this 1102-nucleotide messenger RNA. RefSeq lists its product as uncharacterized. The record is from RefSeq and is a predicted model, not a curated record. The coding region runs from base 174 to 974 and encodes 266 amino acids. Gene Ontology annotation, molecular function: glutathione disulfide oxidoreductase activity. Gene Ontology annotation, cellular component: cis-Golgi network; Golgi lumen; cytoplasm. The transcript has 3 exons. Gene Ontology annotation, biological process: cellular response to oxidative stress. NCBI's taxonomy places the organism in Eukaryota, Fungi, Basidiomycota, Agaricomycetes, Boletales, Suillaceae.